GCAGUGCACUUGAUGUUCUCGAAGUACAGUUACUCAAAAAGCGAAGGUACAUUGAUUGGUAUUGCUGGGUUAAAGAGUGAUGAGAAAGUGGUUCAAGUUCUACGGUCACGAGUUUCCUGCGACCACUCUACUCCUCACUUCCUCCGUUUGAGUGAACCUGCUGAAAGGCAAAGAAAAUAGUAAAUUGAACGAUACUCCAAUUCAUUUCCGAGGUCUCUUCUAACUGAAAAUUGAAAGAUAAAAAUUAAAAAGAUGUCUCUCACUCUCAGCAUCUCACACACUUUCCCUCAAGUAAAGUGGCCCAAUUUCUUCAAGCCCACCAAACCCACUCUUACCUUCCCCAUUCCCAAUGCUUCCUCUUCCCAUUCCUUAGCCCAACUCAGCGUCGGUGAAGAUUUACCAUCCAACUACGGUGAUUGUCUUCCCAAGCCUCUCCUUCACCUUCGCAGAAGAGCCGGCGUUCUACUCCAUCCGACGUCGUUUCGUGGCCCCUAUGGCAUCGGCGAUCUCGGUCAAGAAGCCUUUCGCUUCAUUGACUGGCUCCAUAACGCAGGUUGCUCCGUUUGGCAGGUUCUUCCUCUUGUGCCACCUGGCAGAAAGGCUAACGAAGAGGGAUCUCCUUACUCUGGCCAGGACGCUAAUUGUGGCAACACGCUCUUGAUCUCUCUUGAAGAGCUUGUUCAGGAUGGCUUGUUGGAAAAACACGAACUUCCUCAACCAAUUGAUGCAGAGCGCGUAAAUUUUUCAGUUGUUGCUGAUAUUAAGGAUCCAUUGAUUACUAAAGCUGCCGAGAGGCUCAUUUCGAGUGAAGGGGAACUGAAAACACAGCUUGAGAAUUUUAAAAGGGAUCCUAACAUAUCAAGCUGGCUUGAAGAUGCAGCCUAUUUUGCUGCAAUUGAUGACAGUUUAAACACAUUCAGCUGGUACAAUUGGCCUGAACCUUUAAGAAAUCGGCAUCUUGUAGCUCUAGAAGAAAUUUACCAACAAAAGUGUGAUUUUAUAAAUGUAUUUAUUGCCCAACAGUUCUUGUUCCAAAGGCAAUGGCAGAAAAUUCGCAAUUAUGCGCAGAGCAAGGGAAUCAGCAUAAUGGGAGACAUGCCCAUAUAUGUUGGUUAUCAUAGUGCAGAUGUUUGGGCAAAUAAGAAACAGUUUUUACUGAACAGGAAAGGCUUUCCACUUUUAGUUAGCGGUGUUCCUCCUGAUGCAUUCAGUGAAACUGGUCAGCUGUGGGGAAGCCCCCUGUACGACUGGAACUCCAUGGAGAAAGAUGGAUACUCAUGGUGGAUACGACGUAUACAACGUGCACAGAAUUUAUUUGAUGAAUUUAGGAUUGACCACUUUAGAGGAUUUGCUGGAUUUUGGGCUGUUCCCUCUGAAGCAAAAGUAGCUUUGUUUGGAAAGUGGAAGGUAGGACCUGGAAUGUCCUUAUUUGAUGCCAUUUUCAGAGCCGUCGGAAGGAUUAAUAUUAUAGCAGAAGACUUGGGAGUUAUCACUGAGGAUGUAGUGCAACUAAGAAAAUCCAUUGGGGCACCUGGAAUGGCUGUUCUCCAGUUUGGGUUUGGAAGUGAUGCUGACAACCCCCAUUUGCCCCAUAAUCACGAAUGGAAUCAAGUUGUCUAUACAGGGACUCAUGACAAUGACACAAUUGAAGGUUGGUGGGAAGCUUUGAACCAAAAAGAGAAAUCCAAUGUAUUAAGUUAUCUUUCAUUAAGUGAGGAAGAUAGCAUUUCGUGGGGGCUAAUCCAGAGGGUACUGGCUUCCGUUGCUCAAACAUCAAUAAUACCUAUGCAAGAUGUUCUUGGACUGGGGAGUUCUGCCCGGAUGAAUAUUCCUGCAACUCAGUUCGGAAACUGGGGUUGGAGAAUUGCAAGUUCUGUGAGCUUUGAUAGCUUGGAGAGAGAGGCAUUCAGACUCAAAGAAAUGCUUUCAAUGUAUGGCCGGCUUUGAAUAUAGAAUCCUUUUUUGAGUGUAAAGCAGAAGAGUUUGCUUUGUCACGGCAGCUUUAGUAGAAAACGCAUGAAUAAGCUUGAUAUUGAUAAAUCAAUGUUGGGGCGUGUUGGUCCCGUAAUUUGAGAAAGUUGGAUGCUUUGAUGGGAAUUUGUAGGCGAUAAUGCAAACUCGAACAAUUUUAAAUGGCAGACAGAAACAGCCUUGCCAUACACACGAAAUUUGAAUCCUGAAAGGUUCACAAUGAACACGCGUGGAUUUUCUCAAAUUAUUUUAUAAAGUCAAACUUUGUUUU
Molecule: messenger RNA, 2242 nt
Organism: Abrus precatorius (Indian licorice)
Lineage: Eukaryota; Viridiplantae; Streptophyta; Magnoliopsida; Fabales; Fabaceae
Product: 4-alpha-glucanotransferase, chloroplastic/amyloplastic
Exons: 16
Coding region: 253-1947 (564 amino acids)
Biological process (GO): carbohydrate metabolic process
Molecular function (GO): 4-alpha-glucanotransferase activity
Source: RefSeq, a predicted model, not a curated record